CUCAGCCUGUGUGUGUGUGUGCCCACCGUGAAUUGCUCCAGCAUCCCUGCGCAAGAAGCAGGGCAAAUAUUAAUGUGAAAAAAUAUAAAAAUAUACCACCUAAAAAGAUGUAAUCGUGGGAUACGAUUUCGUGCUGGGCUGUUUGCAAUGACGGACGGAAAAUAUGGAAGAGAGGAUUUUGUGCUGAGCCUCUUUAGAGGACGGACCGACGCGCUGAGAGAAAUAAUGCGGAAUAUUCCCUCACAUUGGUGUUAACGCAGAAAAUACAAGAUGAAGAAGCAGUUCAAUCGAAUGCGACAGCUCGCCAACCAAACGGUGGGAAGGGCAGAAAAAACAGAGGUGCUGAGUGAAGAUCUUCUACAGGUGGAGAAGCGCCUGGAUCUGGUGAAGCAGGUGACACAUAGCACUCACAAGAAACUGACUGCCUGCCUGCAGGGUCAGCAGGGCACUGACACAGAGAAGAGAUCUGUCAAGUCACCUUCUAAAAAGCUUCCACUCACAAUCUUGGCGCAGUGCAUGGAGGAGGGAGCAGCAGUGUUGGGGGAUGACUCCCUCCUGGGAAAGAUGCUGAACUUGUGUGGGGAGACGGAGGAGAAGUUGGCACAGGAGUUGUUGCAGUUUGAACUUCAGAUAGAAAGAGAUGUGGUGGAGCCUCUUUAUGUGCUUGCAGAGGUGGAUAUUCCCAACAUCCAGAAACAGAGAAAGCACUUAGCUAAACUUGUCUUGGACAUGGACUCAGCACGAACAAGAUAUCACCAGGCAUCUAAGUCAUCCAGCCACCCAAGCACAAUGCAGCCCGGCGCCAAGUCCGAGUCCCUAAGAGAGGAGAUGGAGGAAACAGCCAAUAGGAUGGAGAUUUGUAGAGAUCAGCUGUCUGCAGAUAUGUACAAUUUUGUGGCCAAAGAAAUAGACUAUGCAUACUACUUCCAGACACUAAUAGAAACACAGGCAGAAUAUCACAGGAAGUCAUUAGAAAUUCUUCACAGUGUCCUGCCCCAGAUUAAAGCUCACCAAGAGGCGUGGGUAGAGAAGCCAUCAUUUGGCAAGUCUCUAGAGGAGCACUUGAAUAUUAGUGGGAGAGAGAUUGCGUUUCCCAUCGAGGCCUGCGUCACCAUGUUGUUAGAAUGUGGCAUGCAAGAGGAGGGUCUCUUUAGAGUGGCUCCAUCUGCAUCCAAGCUGAAGAAGCUGAAAGCUUCGCUGGACUGUGGAGUUCUUGAUGUGCAGGAGUACUCCUCCGACCCACAUGCCAUCGCAGGGGCUCUGAAAUCAUACCUCCGUGAACUCCCCGAGCCGCUAAUGACCACUGAACUUUAUGAUGAAUGGAUUCAGGCCUCCAACAUUCAAGAUAUGGACAAGAGACUACAAGCCUUAAUGGCAGUAUGUGACAAACUCCCCACAGACAACCUAAACAAUUUCAGAUAUCUUGUAAAAUUUUUAGCCAAGCUGAGUGAAUACCAGGACUCAAACAAAAUGACUCCUGGUAAUAUGGCCAUUGUCCUUGGACCUAACUUGCUGUGGACACAAACAGAACCGAACAUGACGGAGAUGAUGACCACUGUUUCUCUGCAGAUUGUUGGCAUCAUUGAGCCAAUUAUUCAGCAUGCUGAUUGGUUCUUUCCUGGAGAGAUUGAAUUCAACCUGACAGGCUGCUAUGGUAGCCCGAUUCACACCAACCACAACUCCAACUACAGCUCCAUGCCCUCUCCGGACAUGGACCAGUCGGAACGCAAGCAGCAGCAGCAUGACCAGAGCCGGCGCCCACUGAGUGUCGCCACUGACAACAUGAUGCUGGAGUUUUACAAGAAAGACGGCAUUAGGAAGAUACAAAGUAUGGGCGUCCGAGUGAUGGAUACCUCCUGGGUGUCUCGCAAGGGUUCAGCUACUCUGACGCGCAAGGCUUCCUCCACCCCUCCUGGCAUGCAAGGACCUGGCUCCUCCGCUGACACGCUCAUCCCCGAGCAGCCCGGAGAGCUCAUCACCUCGCCCUCGGCUACGCCACCGCUUGAAGAAAGGAUUUGCUCAGACAACGUGUCGCUCAAUCGGCCAGACACCUCUUAUGCCCACCCAACCCCUGGGGAGGACCGGCCACCCCCUCCUUACCCUUCCUCCUCAUGCCACUCUGCCCCCCACCACUUUUAUCCCAAACCCCCACCCUGCGCUCGUCCGGUGGCACCAGGUCCGGAGUCCCAGCCCCCUGGCUCGCCACCACCCCCAGUGCACUGGUCUGGCUUCACUCCUCCCGCCCCACCCCCUUCCUCCUCUUCCUCUUCCUCCUCCUCGUCACUUGACAUCAAUUCGAACCCCAAACCUAGCUGUCUGCACUUCCCUAAGCACAGCCCGCCAGGUGACAUGUCACAAGGCCCGCCACCCGACAUAAACGCCUCACCACUCUAUGUCAAAACCCCCCUGCUACUAACCCGCCAUGACCAGAGUCACAGCAACCCCCCUAGCCUCCCUUCGUCUGCUCCCCCACCCCCACCGUGGGCUGCCUGUCCAUGUACCCGAGAGAGAGGACCCCCCAGGCUGACUAGUUCACUAAAGAGUAAAGAGCUGUCCCCUGUAACCGGGCACAAAGGCAUCCAGGUGGCAAGUCCAACGGUGCCCCCCAGCUGUAGCCCUCAGAGCAGCAGCCAGUCCCCCCACUCUACUGAGCACAGUCCACACGCCCUGCGCAAAGGUUCCAAGAAGUUGGCCCCUGUGCCUCCAAAGGUCCCCUACGGUCAGUCUGGAGGGAUGUCUGACCAGUCCACAGGUCAGCCAUCACCAAUAAGCCUGUCCCCUACACCUCCCAGCACCCCUUCCCCUUAUGGACUGACCUAUCCUCCAGGGCAGUUACCUCCAUCCUCCCCUGGGCAGACUCCACUCGGGCCAACCCACUCCCUAUCAUCACCACCCUCCCUUUCUGGGACGCUUACCAAGUCGCGGCCUGCCCUUAAACCCAGGCAAAGACCGAGCCUGCCCCCUCCUCAGCCACCCCCAGCUCCCCCGCCCAUGGUUCCAGUCCCUCAGCCUCUGGAGCAGGGCCUACUGGAUGGACUGUCUCCUGAAGAGAGCAUGUCUACAGAUAUCUUCAAUUAUGAAAUCCCCUCCAUCAAUGUCAAUCUGGACAGCCUCAUCGAUGAGUUCAGCUCUGCCCCCUGCAGGAGGUCCCUGGCAUUGACAGACUCUCCAGAGGGGGAUGCUGUGUCUGAGGAGGAACCCCAGAGCACUAUUCUAUGACCCUGAGGCAUCAUUUACCAGCAUCCCGGUGGCUGUACAUGCAUUGAAGUGUCGACACCAAGCCCUGAAGGAAACGACAACAGACUGGCCUCACUAGUACCCACCAGAAACCAGAACAUUAACCUUCCCUCACAUCCGCUACAGGUUGCAAAGAAACUCAUCUUUCUCAGCUGCUUGCUUUUACGUUUACAGGUCCUUCUCAAAAAAUUAGCAUAUUGUGAUAAAGUUCAUUAUUUUCCAUAAUGUCAUGAUGAAAAUUUAACAUUCAUAUAUUUUAGAUUCAUUGCACACU
This is a messenger RNA of Girardinichthys multiradiatus, 3511 nucleotides long. Its product is annotated as rho GTPase-activating protein 44-like. Lineage: Eukaryota; Metazoa; Chordata; Actinopteri; Cyprinodontiformes; Goodeidae. Gene Ontology annotation, cellular component: cytoplasm; postsynaptic density; presynaptic active zone. Gene Ontology annotation, molecular function: GTPase activator activity; protein binding. Gene Ontology annotation, biological process: negative regulation of Rac protein signal transduction; positive regulation of GTPase activity; signal transduction. The record is from RefSeq and is a predicted model, not a curated record. The coding region runs from base 271 to 3219 and encodes 982 amino acids. The transcript has 22 exons.